AAUACAAGAUGRCGGACGGUGGACGAGGACCGAAAGGUUUGGGAAAAAAUGCCAAAAUUUGUGUUAAAGAGGAGUUCAAAAUAGCCGUCAAGAUCGCACUGGAUAAAUUCAGGCUAGAUGAAACCCAGAAAGAUCUUGAGUUCCCAUCUUCCUUUACUUCAGUGGAGAGAGCCUAUAUCCAUAGGCUUUGCCAGGGUUUAGGAUUGAAGACUAAGAGCCAUGGGAAAGGAAAYGCCAGAUACCUUGUUUCAUCAAAGAAAGAUGUCAAGAAAAGCUCUUCAAAUAGUAAAGUCAAGCUAUCUAGAAUAUCCGGUCAGUGUAUUGACUCUUUGAUGAAGAAAUAUCCUCUUAAUACUAAAGAAAAGCUGGAAUUGCUGCCCAAGACAGAACAACUCUUUGGAAACACAGACAAUGGAAGAGGUAACAAAGAUAACAGGUUCAUUGGAAAACUCAGCAGCACCCCGCCUCAGGUACCCCCACCAAUCAAGGACAAUGAGCUGACAGCAUUUCGUACCUCUUUACCCAUCUUUUCACAGAGAAGUGAGAUUAUCAAGCUCAUUGAUGAGAAUCAGGUUGUCAUGGUUUCUGGAGAAACUGGCUCAGGAAAAACUACACAGGUUACUCAAUUCAUACUUGAAAACUCGUCAUCCAAGUCCACCCCAUGUCGCAUCAUCUGUACACAGCCACGACGAAUAUCUGCACUGUCAGUUGCUGAGAGGGUAGCCAUUGAGAGAGGAGAGAAAAUUGGGCAGGCUGUUGGCUAUCAAAUUAGACUAGAAAGCAGAGUGUCACCGAAGACUKUAUUGACGUACUGCACAAAUGGUGUCCUACUAAGAACACUGAUGCAAGGGGAUAGCUGCUUGUCUUACAUCACUCACAUCAUUGUUGAUGAGAUUCAUGAGAGGGAUAGAUUUGCAGAUUUUCUGCUGAUUGCCUUGCGAGACAUACUUUCUGUGAAUAAGAAAAUCAAACUUAUUCUAAUGAGUGCAGCCUUGGAUAUCAAGCUGUUUGUAGAGUACUUUGGACAUUGCCCUGUUGUCAAUGUUCCUGGCAGGUGUUAUGAAGUGAAAGAACUUUUCUUGGAAGAUAUCCUUGGUUUGACAGGGUAUCAAAAUAAGGCAAUGGAAAAGCAUUUCAAAGAUAAAGUAACAUCAAAAUUGACUGCAACCAGCAAGGCUCUUGAUCAGAGCUUAAGAGAACCUUCAAAAAAACGAGAAAUUCUCAGCAAAGUAGAUUCUACAGCCAAAAGUGGAGCAGAUUCAUCACAAAGUGAGGUUAUGGAGACUAAAAUUGAAGAGUCAAUUGUUGAAGAUUCUGAAAAGAAACUGGAGCAAAACCUAGACUUGCUUGAAGAAGAGCUUGACCUGCUAUCAGUGGAAGAUGUUAAAGAACAAGCAGACAAUGAGGAAAACCUAGUGGACAAAGAGUCACAGGAGAAAGAUUCUGAUCCACAGUUUCUCAUAGAUGAUGUAAAUAAUGAAGAAGAAGACGAUGAUGAUGGAGCAGAUGAUGGAGCAGAUGAUGAUAUCACUGAUGAAACUACAGGUGAUGUCACAGAUGAUGUCACUGAUGAUGUCACAGAUGAUGUCACAGAUGAUGUCACAGACGAAAGCAAUGGUGUUGAUACUAAUGGUGGAUAUGAUGCCAAUGAUGAAGGUGAAGAUCUCAUUCUUGAGGAUGAAGAUGAUGAUGAUGAGGACAUCAAAGAGGGCAUCAAAUCCGAAAAUGCAGUCUGCAAGCAAGAAGAGGACGAUUCCAGUGAUGAAGAAGCUUAUUUAAGAAAGGAAAUGGAUGACAGCAUAUCCGAAGCAUGGCUCAAUGGAAGUGACGAUUCUUUUGUUCAAAUACUUCAUCUCAUAAUGAAUGAAAACAUCAGUGGACAGCACUUGAUUGGGCACAAAAGUGGCAACACUCCGAUAUUAUUGACAUGUUGAAGGCUUACAUGACAUCACCACAAGUUACAUACAAAGACGAUGUGUCACUGGAGAAACAGUCGUCCAAGCUCAGUGAAGAAACCAAAGAAGUGCUUGCUCUUUAUCACAGGACAUUUGAUGACGACAAGGUUGACUUGGAUCUGAUCGUAAGUGUCUUGGCAUACAUUUGCUCACUUGGAAAACAAGGUGCUGUGUUGGUGUUCUUGCCUGGUUAUGAUGAGAUUAUCACCCUAAGGGACAGACUUACGAGUCACCAAGUAUAUGGCAACACUAAUAGAUUUCAGAUAUUUACGCUCCAUUCAUCGAUGCAGCCUUCAGAGCAAAGAAAGGCUUUCAAGAAACUCCCAUCAACGGUGCGAAAAAUAAUAUUGUCUACCAAUAUUGCUGAGACGAGUGUUACUAUUGAUGACGUGGUGUUUGUUAUCGACUGUGGCAAAGUUAAAGAGAAAUCUUUUGACGCUUUGACAUCAGUUUCUACUUUACAACCAGUAUGGAUUUCUAAAGCCAGUGCUGUCCAGAGACAAGGAAGAGCCGGUCGUUGUUCCCCAGGCGUUUGUUUCCAUAUGUUCAGCAGGGUUCGAUAUGAAAGCUUCCAGGCCUACCAAGUCCCUGAACUACUGCGCAUUCCACUACAGGAGUUGUGUCUACAUACCAAAUUACUGGCCGGGCCUUCAACGUCUAUUGCAGAUUUCCUGGCCAAAGCACCAGAACCCCCCGCUUACCUGGUAUUACGSAAUGCUGUCACGUUACUUAAGACCAUCGACGCUCUUGAUAAAUGGGAAGACCUAACUGAUAUAGGCCGCCAUCUUGCUGAUUUGCCCGUGGAGCCUAGGCUGGGUAAAAUGAUACUGUAUUCAGUGGUUCUGAAGUGUAUUGAUCCCGUUGUUACUAUUGCUUGUGCACUGGCCUACAGAGAUCCAUUUGUUCUMCCGAUGUACGCAUCUGAAAAGCGUCUGGCAGCACUAGCCAAGAGAAGGUUUAUUCUAGAUCCGCUUAGCGAUCACUUGCUGUUCGUCAAAGCCUUCAGGGGCUGGCAGCGAGCGAGAGCUGAAGGGAACGACAAGAGUUUUUGCCAAAGAAACUAUUUGUCGCCUGCAACACUGGAAAUGAUGGCGGGCAUGAAAUCUCAGAUAAUAGGGCUUCUCAAAGCCUGUGGUUUCAUACGAGCGCGCGGAGCUGGGGACAUUAGAGACUUGAAUACAAACUCCAACAACUGGGCUGUGGUCAAGGCCGCAUUGUGUGCUGGGAUGUACCCUCGCGUCGCACGAAUCGAUCGCAACACCAGCAAGCUAACCACGCCUAAAGAAUCCAAUGUACGCCUGCAUACGACGUCAAUUCUGUACCAGGCUUCUGACAAGAAUGAGUCUAUUGCUAGUGCCCAGGCUAGGGCCGUGAAGCAGGUUCCUUCURAUUGGCUGGUUUAUGAAGAGAUGACACGUAUGUACACCAACGUUAGCAUCAAGUGUUGCACUGCAAUAUCACCAAUCACUGUCAGCCUCUUCACCGGGCCGAGCCUUUCUUCGCCAAACCUGGAGCCUGGGACCGGAAACUCACGUGACCAAGAUCGGAGAAACAGYGAAAGCCGACGAGACAGCGAAAGCAGCGAYAGCGARACCGAUGAAAAGCCUGGAGACGAGUCACGUGAUAGUGAAGCAGAGCUAAAAUUAGACGAGUGGAUUUCGUUACUUGGUGACGAUGAGACUAUCCAUCUUACAUCGUAUUUGAGGCAUAAGCUACAAGCUUUGUUUAUCAGAAGAAUUCGUUCUCCGUCUAGACCCUGGUCACAAGUGGACGAGGCCAUCGUCAGGGCAACAGUAGCAGUGCUAUCGGCUGAAGAAGAGAUURUGAACCCAAACUUAUACCCCAGGCAGCGAAAAACUAGACCAGAUUAUGUAUCAGAAUCACGGGGAUACCGAGAUGAAAGGCCGCGAACAACAGAAAGAUUUUCUUCUCCGAAAGAUCGUUAUAGAGAUUCCACUGGUCCAAGUUGGAAGACCAGACAAAGUAACUCACCCAUUCCACAGACAACACCAAAAAAGUCUUUCGAAUCGAUUCAACCUCGACAGUCAUUGCAGCAAGGAGACAAGCUUAGCGAGGCUCGUUACUUCAUCAUGAAAUGCAACAAUCAGCGAAAUCUAAGUAUUUCGAUGACCAAGGGAAUCUGGGCCACGACGAUUGCUAAUGAAAAGAAACUGAAUCGUGCAUUCAAGGAAAGCAAAAUGAUAAUCCUCUUCUUCUCUGUCCAAGGAAGUGGGCAUUUUCAAGGAUUUGCACACAUGACAUCCCCUAUUGGUAGAGAGAAGUCCCCAGAGUUUGGUUCCAGUUCUCUAGGAGGAGUAUUCAAGGUGGACUGGAUCAAAAAGGCUAACAUUCCUUUCCAAGAGGCACAUCAUUUAGUUAACCCAUGGAAUGAUAACAAGAAAGUACAAAUAAGCCGCGAUGGUCAGGAGUUGGAACCAUCAGUGGGAAGAGAACUGUGUAAGUUAUGGGACAAAGACCCAAAUGGUAGCAACUCUCGCUACUCAAAGCYGUCCAUGAGUGGAAACAGRAGAGGACGACAGCAAGGACCACUACCAACAGAGCCUCCACCAAACCACUGGAAUCAACCACUACCACAAUCAAGCUAUCAACAGCUAUCAAACAAUCAACAGAUCCUAACUCCACAUGCUGCGUCAAUGCCAAUACCAGUUCCUCUACCAUCACAGCAYUCCCACAACCCACUCAUGCCAGGGGGYUACCCACAUCAGCCUAGGCCCAUGGUAGGUCAGGCUGCUAUUGGGUAUCCCAAUCACGCUGUGGGGAUGCAUCCUGGUGUGGCUCCRGUUAGAUACCCUCAUAAUUCUUCAGUUGUUACAGGAUUACAGUUUCAACAACAAGGACCUGCAGGAUCUGGAAUAUUAAGACCAAAUACCUUUCCUUCUUAGAGACAGGCUCGUCACCAGAACAGAAAAAAGGGGGUUCAUAUUUGCAAAAGGGAGAGGGGGGUUCAUUCUCACACCUUGGAUCCAUCCCUAGCAUUGAACCUAUACAGAAUAUCAUUAUACAAAGGGAUAUACAUAAUUAAUCUUUUCAUUGGAAAUAAGAUAUAGCCAGCUUUCAAAUCCAUAAUUGCUAUUAAAAAAUAUCGAUAUAUCCAACAUUCUGAGGGUCAUCACAUCAUAGCUCAAGGUUUCUCUCACCAUGAAUUCUGCUUAAAGGGAGAGAAACAUUGCACGACACCCUAAGAAUGUCUGCAUAAAAAGCUACUGCCCCCUCCCCUCCCCCCACAAGCCAAUUCUAAUUACUUAAUUCUAGUUAAAAUUCUGUAAAGAGGAAUUCUUUGUUAUCGUCAACCAACAUGGUGGCUACCGAAAAAUCYUUUGAGAUAUUAUAAAUAACAAUGAAACAGCYGCCAUCUUGGUUGACCUAACAAGAGAAGUGUAAUGAGGAAUGCUUUGUUAUCGUCAACCAAGAUGGCGGCUAUGACUUAAUGUGCACCUGCUCUAUAUGAAUUGAGUACAAUUUUUUAAUACUUUUUCAUGAAUCCCCACAUACAAAUCACUUGCAAAUAGACCUACGUAUAAUUUAUUUCCAUGAUAUAUGUUAUAAAAUCUCUUGGGAAGUUAUUAAAUUGUAUCUAUACUAUGGUC
Messenger RNA from Actinia tenebrosa (Australian red waratah sea anemone), 5563 nucleotides. RefSeq names its product 3'-5' RNA helicase YTHDC2. Gene Ontology annotation, cellular component: intracellular anatomical structure. The record is from RefSeq and is a predicted model, not a curated record. Gene Ontology annotation, molecular function: RNA binding; ATP binding; protein binding. NCBI's taxonomy places the organism in Eukaryota, Metazoa, Cnidaria, Anthozoa, Actiniaria, Actiniidae.